CCACACCCGUUUGUCCCUGCAUCGCAUCGCAUCGCAUCGCAGUCCCGUCUGACCUCAUCACGUAGUGAUUGAUUGAUUGAUCCUGUUCGCCAUCAUGUCCAAGAUCGGCGCGCCAUUCCAGCAAAAGGUCGAGGCAAGCCUGGACCAGCUAACCACGGAGCACGGGAUUCCGGGGGCGGUGUUCAUGGCCGUGGACCGGCGGGGCGCGGUGCUAGCAUCGCACAGCUCGGGGACGAUAGGCAAGAACCAGUCGACGCCAAUGAGCGCGGACGACACAGUCUUCUGGAUCGCGAGCUGCACGAAACUCAUCACGGGCAUCGCGUGCAUGCAGCUCGUGGAGCAAGGCAAAAUCAGCCUCGACGACGCCGACGCGCUGUACGCGGUGCUGCCGGAGCUGCGGGCGAAGAAGGUCCUAGCGCAGGACGGGAAGACGCUCGUCGAUAAGGAGAGGGAGAUUACGCUGCUCAUGCUGCUGAACCAUACCGCGGGGUUUGGCUACUCGUUUUUCAACAAGCGGCUGAAUGAGUACGCCCGCCCGGUGGGCUUGGACGAGUUCUCCGGCGAUGCGCGAGACGUGCUGGACGCGCCGCUGGUGAACCAGCCGGGCGAGCGGUGGGAGUACGGCACGAGCAUCGACUGGGCGGGCCUGGCCGUCGAGCGGCUUUCCGGCCAGAACCUCGACGCCUACUUCACGCAGCACAUCUUCCAACCGCUGGGCAUCGAAAACAUCCGCUUCUUCCCGACCGACACCAUGCGCCGCAACCUCGCGUACCUGCACCAAGCGACGCCCGACGGGGCGAUCCACGAGCGCGACCACCUGCUGCGGCGCAGCGUGAGCGCUAGCACGGCCGGCGAGCGCGCGCAGGUCAUGUGCGCGGGCGGGGCGGGGUGUUUCGCGAGCGCGGCGGAGUAUGCGCAGGUGCUGGCGGCGGUGCUGAACGACGGAGUGUCCGGGAAGACGGGGGCGCGGAUCCUCGCGGCCGAGACGGUCGCGCGCAUGUUCGGCAACACGCUGCCGGAGUGGCCGGAUUUCGGGCGCGUGCCGACCGAGACGCAGAAGCCGGACCUCAGUUCUUCGUUUGCGGAGCAGUACGCGCAGGCGGGCAGCCCGCCGCAAGGGUGGGGGAUUACGUUUCUGCUGAGCAACCUGGACGGGAAGGGGCAUGCGUGGCGCGGGCGCUGCGCGGGGAAUUGGUCGGGCGUGAGCAAUGUCUACUACUGGCUUGAUCGGGAGAAGGGGGUUGCGGGGGUGACGGCGGCGCAGGUGCUGCCGUUUGGGAAUGCGGCGGUGCAGGGGGCGGCGGAGAGGUGCGAGCGGGCGGUUUAUGCUGGGUUGGGUCUUGGGGGUGCGGUGGUGGAGGGGGCGGAGUAGAUGGGGGGAGUGGGGGGGUUUUUUUUUUUUGCUCUUUGUCUCUUUCUGUCUUUGCUCUCUUCCUUUCUCUCUCUCACUUUCUCUUUACCUCGAGCGAGCGAGCGAGCAUGGAUCUCUUGAGUGAUGGUGGGUGGCGUCGUGGUGGUGGUGGUGGUAGUGGUAAAUGCGGCGCCGCAGCGCACGGAGACGUGGGAGUUGGCGCCGCAGCGGGUUCAGCAGAUCGUCGAUGCCGGUGUGGUGUGCAGCGCGGCUCGUGCUGGAGUCGGGGGGGCGAAGGGGUGCGGCUACUCCUUCUCCUACUCCGACUCCUAUUUGAUGUUGCGUCGUCGUGUCGCAGGUACAUACGUUACUCCGAGGUGGUUAGGUUAGUAUAGGAGGAGAGUUUCAAAUUGAGACAAUCCCCUAUUUGGAUCCUACG
Molecule: messenger RNA, 1790 nt
Organism: Aplosporella prunicola CBS 121167
Lineage: Eukaryota; Fungi; Ascomycota; Dothideomycetes; Botryosphaeriales; Aplosporellaceae
Exons: 2
Coding region: 95-1372 (425 amino acids)
Source: RefSeq, a predicted model, not a curated record